Nematostella vectensis (starlet sea anemone) is the source of this 1025-nucleotide messenger RNA. Its product is annotated as 39S ribosomal protein L55, mitochondrial. Lineage: Eukaryota; Metazoa; Cnidaria; Anthozoa; Actiniaria; Edwardsiidae. Gene Ontology annotation, biological process: translation. The record is from RefSeq and is a predicted model, not a curated record. Gene Ontology annotation, molecular function: structural constituent of ribosome. The transcript is spliced from 4 exons. The coding region runs from base 85 to 519 and encodes 144 amino acids. Gene Ontology annotation, cellular component: mitochondrial large ribosomal subunit.
GUUUGUCACGAGACGAGGAUUCUGCGCCUGUGUGAUAAUCAGCGGACUUACCCAUCAUAAUCAUAUUUAUAAGGAACUUCCAAGAUGGCGGCCUCCAGGAGUGUCAGAGAAGCGUCUUGGCUGGCGUGCAGAUAUAACACAUUGAAAACAGCUGUAAAAUCCACCAUGCCAUGCCGAAUCAGUAUGGCGCCAACACAACAAGUUUCAAUACCUCCAUCAGUCCUAUACAGGCAACACAGCACUUGUAGUGCUUCUAUAACUAGACUUAAAAAGCAAGCCUACCCAAGAAUGUACAAAGUACUUGUAGUUCAACCAGAUGGGUCAACUUACACCAUGCGUUAUCAUGAACCACGUAAGAUCGUAAGACUUCCAGUCGACCCAACAACUCUGACAGAAGAGGAGAGGAAAGAGAGGAUGCGUAGACUGAAACCUGAGAAACCCAAGAAAAUUUACCAGAUAGAAGAAGAUGAAACAGACUUUGACCAGAGAUCCUGGACCAGACUCAUUAAGAAACAGUAAUACUAUCUUUUGGCAUAAGAAAUGAGUGGGAAAAUUGAAUAGAAAAUAUGGCACAUAGAAGAAGAUGAACAAGAUUUCAUUCAAAGAUCAUGGACUGGACUUGUAAAAGCAAUAUUCAUGACCUUUUUACAGCAAGUGCUAGAAAACCAAUAAGAUACAUCACAUAGAGGGGGUCUACAAAAGUAAAAACAGACAGCUUGUAAUGUUUAGCUCAAGCAUGUCAUAUCUUUGUCUGAAUCAUAUGCAGAUCUGCAUUCUCUUUUUGAAACUACGAUUUAGAUGAAGCACUGAUAAUUAUUGUAAGUUUGUAAAGAAUGUCAUUUUAAGAUGUCUUGCGGCCCAACUAGACAAAUUCAUAGUUUUUUUCUCAAAUAUCUCAAGUCCAUACCUUUUUAUUGAUUAAGUAUUCUUUGAUGCUGAAAAUACCAUGUUUGUUGAAUGAAAAAGUUGCCAUGUACGUAAAACAUCUUAAAAAUAGUAUUCAAUAAAAGCAAAUGCAAGUUGAA